AUGCUAUGCUAUCUAUUGGGCAACUUGUACAAGUUCAACCCUGCAAACCCCUUUCUCAAUCCCGGAUGUCUUAAAUGUCUACGUCAUGCGUUUUUUUUUUUUUCAGUUGUAAAUGCAGCCUAUACAAGAAGUGACGAGAUAGAAUUACAUCCGUUGAACGGAUACUAUAAUAAUUUAUUCAACCCGGACUGGGGAAUAUCAGGAAAUCAACUACGAAGGUUGUCUCCCCCUGAUUAUAGUGAUGGUGCUUACGAACCAUCAGGUGUUUCAAGACCGAAUCCUAUGGUUAUCAGCGAUACAAUACAUAAUGGACCAAGUGGAAAGGCUUCAACAACAGGACGAAAUGCCUUAUUUGUGUUCUUCGGUCAGCUGGUUGCCGAUGAAAUGAUCAGUACCGGUAACCCUGGGUGUCCACCAGAAUACACUAAUAUUCCUAUACCAGAGGGUCAUAAAUACAGAGCCCUAGCAACGGAAAUGACGUAUCAGAGAAGUGGUUAUAAUGCUAAAACUGGCAAUUCACCGAAUCGUCCUCGCCAACAGCAAAAUGGAGUAACAUCGUUUCUCGAUGCAGGGUUUCUCUAUGGAACAACCAAGUUUUUCACUGACCAGAUCCGAGAAUUUCGAAAUGGUCGUCUGAAGGCCAGUGACCAAACAUCCACACGCUUUCCCGCCAAAAAUGAUAUACGACUACCAUUGGUUAACGCAGCAGUGCCACGUGAUCACACGUUGAAACCAGCAACCAGAUUUUUCAGAAUUGGUAAUGCCAGGGGUCACAUGAAUCCUUAUCUUCUGUCUCUACAAAUUGUAUGGUAUCGAUGGCAUAAUCAGGUCGCAGAACAGCUCCACGCUGCUAACACCGGUUGGAAAGAUGAACGGAUUUUUACCGAAGCUAGAAAAAGAGUAACAGCCCAUUUCCAGAAAAUAGUGAUUAAUGAUUGGUUAAAGUUUCUAUUAUCAACCAAUGAUUCUUCACCACUUCCUCCAUAUAAAGGAUAUCAGAACUCCGUUCAUCCGGGAGCAACUCAAGAAUUCCAAGUGGCGAUGGAAGCUAUAAGCCACACAAUGACUCCCGGUGGCGUCUUUACCUUGAGUGAUACUUGCCAAAUCAGCCCAACUACAGUAUUAAAUAGACAAAAUGAAGGAGUAAAAGUGGAAGCCGUGAGAUUAUGUAACACCUAUUGGGAUCCACAGGACGUGGUUGAAAAUAAUUUCGAGUCUAUCAUCAGAGGAAUGGUUUAUACAAGAGCAGAAAAGGAAGAUUUAGAUGUUGUAGCAGAUAUUAGAGAAUAUUAUCCGGGGCCACUGGAAUUCUCAAGAAGAGACCAAGUAGCAGUGACAAUUCAGCAAGGCCGAGAUCAUGGUCUUCCAUCCUAUAAUACUGUUAGAACAUCGCUAAGAUUAUCUCCCUUGGAGUCGUGGUUUGAUUUUAGUUCCGGUAACUCUACGAUGAUAAAUGCCUUGGUGGAUUUAUUUGGUACCACAGAUGACCUUGACCUUUAUACUGGCGGGUUACUGGAAAUACAAGAUAACAACCCCGGGCAACUAUUUCGAGCUAUUAUAGUUGAUCAGUUUACAAGGAUUAGAGAUGGUGAUAGGUUCUGGUACGAAAAUCCAAACAAUGGAUUGUUUACACCGACAGAAAUAGCUGAUAUCAACAGAAUAACAUUUUCUGAUAUUUUACGAAAUGUGACGUCAUCACCUGGCCAGAUACUUCCGGAUGCGUUUAAUUGUAAUGGUAAAGACCCACCUAAUAUCGACAGUAACAAUGAUACUCGAUAUGAUCAAUGUUCCCAACUAGAACUGUAUGAUUAUUUUAGUGGAAGUGAAGUGUCGUUUGCUCUUUCGUUUCUAGCUUUAUUUCUGGUGAUACCAGGAUCCUUCAUGGUUUUAAUGUUGCUGAUUCGAAUGCGUAAAAAGAAAUUUGAAGCAAAAUCGAAGAAAAUUACAUUGAAACAGAAAUCAGCAAAUUGCUACAUCGCUGAAGAAUGGCUGGGAAUGAAAUCAGAAAACAGAAAAGUGAAAGUAGAGUUUCAGCAAGACAGGAAGAAGAUAAACGUCAAGAAUUGUCGUGGUCAGAAUGUUAGGUUCAUCAACUUACGACAAGUGCCCAAGAUACAAAUCAAAUUGUCCUACGAUAAACAAUUUAAUCUGGUUUUAGUCAGGGUUCCUGGCGAAGUGGAUUUGAUUCUACGAUUUGAAAGCUUAACAGAACGCCAAGAGUUUGUAGUUGAUCUGGAGAAGUUUGGAGGGGAAUUAAAUAUAGAGAUCACGAGAACAGAGCAGGCCGAGAAAGUUAUUUUAACCACAUCCAAUAACAGGGACGAUCGCCAGAAAAUACUCGAUGCUUUCUUUAGAGUUGUCUGUUUACAGGUACAGUUCUUUAUUGAGCUUGAUUUUGAAAAUGAAAAAUCGAGGUUUCCACUUUUCCACAGUCCGCUUUUCUCUGAGGUUAUCAAUAUAAAACUGACACGUACAGAGUUUGCUGAAGCUCUAGGUCUACAACCAUCAUCAAUAUUUGUUAGGAAUGUUUUUCUCUUGGCUGAUAAGGAUAAGGAUGGGUUCCUGUGUUUUAGAGAAUUUCUGGACAUGUUUGCCAUAUUUGCACGAGGUUCUGCUGAAGAGAAGGCCAGGUUGAUGUUUAAUGUAUAUGAUAUCAAACGCAAAGGAAUAUUGAAUAGAAGAGACUUUGAGAAGAUGAUCAAGUCUCUGUUAGAUCUGUCUGAAGCCAAGUUAAACGAUGACAAGGUGAAGGAACUAAUAGAAGUCAUGUAUAGUCAAGCUGGUUUAAACAACAGAGACACUAUGAACUUUGACGAUUUUAAAAAAGUGUUUGCAUCAGACGAAUAUAAAACUACAUUUCAAUCCGCAACAUUGGCAGAUCAAGUCAAUAGGAUUUACAAGGGUUUAUUUAAAACUAAGUACAACAUUUACAAUGACGAUCUGGAUUCAUAUCCACCAAAUGGCCUAUUUAAUAUAAUACACGUGCAUUAUAGAGGAAAACGGGAGAAAGGUGUUAUUAAUAGAAAGAAUAGAAGAAGUAAAGUCACAUUAGAGAGUGAAGCGACACCAGUGAAGGGACCUACAGGAAUUCAAGAGAAGAUCUAUGCUAUAACUAAAUAUAUAGAGAUCUAUCGACUUCAUAUAUUCUGGGUGUUAUUAUAUACUCUCGUAACGUGUGGUAUCUUUAUUGAAAGGGCAUAUUACUAUGCUGAGGGUCGUGAACACGCCGGAUUGCGGAGACUAUCUGGAGCCUGGACGACUGCAAUGAUUCGUGGGUCAGCCAGUGUGAUUAUGUUUACCUAUGUUAGUCUGUUAGUCACGAUGUGUCGAAACACCAUCACACUACUCCGAGAGACAGUUCUUCAUCGGUUUAUACCUUUUGAUUCAGCGGUAGCUUUCCAUAAAUACAUUGCUGUUCUUGCAAUGAUAGGCACAAUUGUACAUAUAUUUGGUCACGCUGUGAAUCUGUAUUGUGUUGUUACCCAACCUCCACAAGAUGUUAGUUGUCUCUUCAGAGAGUACUUUAGAGGAUCCCAUGAAAUAGCCACAUUCCAUUAUUGGGCCUACCAAACCAUAACAGGUUUGGCUGGAGUUGUUGUUACAAUUGUGAUAUUCAUAAUGUAUGUGUUUGCUACACAGUUCGCAAGACGGAAUCAUUUCACAGCUUUUUGGUUAACACAUAGUUUAUAUUUAACAGUGUAUCCAUUGACUAUAUUACACGGGAUAGGAGUACUGGUUCAGGCCCCCAUAUUUCCCUACUAUCUCUUUGGUCCAUUGGUAUUAUUUGUGUUUGAUAAACUUGCCAGUUUGAGUCGAAAUCGUGUUGAAAUCCGAGUGAAGAAAGUGUCCAUCUUACCCUCUGAUGUGACAGAAUUGGUGUUCAGAAGACCUGCAAACUUUGACUAUAGAUCCGGCCAAUGGGUACGGAUUGCUUGUCUAAAAUUGGGCAAGGGAGAAUACCACCCAUUUACUCUGACGUCCGCUCCUCAUGAAGAAAAUUUGAGUCUUCACAUCAGAGCUGUUGGUCCAUGGACAAAGAACCUGAGGAAGAUAUAUGAGUUUUACAGCAUUGGAAACAAACCUUUACCAUUGUUAUAUGUUGAUGGUCCAUUUGGAGAAGGUCAUCAGGAUUGGUUCACCUUUGAUGUUGCUGUACUAGUUGGUGGAGGAAUCGGGGUGACUCCGUUCGCUUCAAUAUUAAAAGAUAUUGCCUUUAAGUCUAAAGCUGGAAUAAAAAUAAACUGUAAAAAGGUAUAUUUUGUGUGGAUAACGAGGAGUCAGAAACAUUUUGAAUGGUUGAUAGAUAUUAUUAGAGAUGUAGAAGAGCAGGAUGUGCUAGAAAUUGUCAAUGUUCAUAUUUUUAUCACUCAAUUCACACAGAAAUAUGAUCUGAGAACCACCAUGUUGUAUAUUUGUGAACGAAAUUUCCAAAAAGUGGAAAAUAAAAGUUUAUUCACUGGACUCAGAGCCGUUACACAUUUUGGUCGACCAAAGAUGGAAGACUUUUUACACAGUUUACAUCAUGAAUAUCCAGAGGUGGAGAGAUUUGGAGUAUUUAGUUGUGGUCCAGGUCCAAUGACCAACUCAGUUCAAGCUGCAUGUACUUUACUCAAUUCUAUUGAAGGACCAACUUAUUGUCAUCAUUUUGAAAAUUUUUAA
This is a messenger RNA of Lottia gigantea (owl limpet), 4659 nucleotides long. RefSeq lists its product as hypothetical. NCBI's taxonomy places the organism in Eukaryota, Metazoa, Mollusca, Gastropoda, Lottiidae. Bases 1 to 4659 code for a protein of 1552 amino acids. Gene Ontology annotation, molecular function: peroxidase activity; superoxide-generating NAD(P)H oxidase activity; heme binding. The record is from RefSeq and is a predicted model, not a curated record. Gene Ontology annotation, biological process: defense response; response to oxidative stress; superoxide anion generation. Gene Ontology annotation, cellular component: plasma membrane; NADPH oxidase complex. The transcript has 29 exons.